AUGGCCUCCGUCCAUGCAAAGACGCAGUGGAGCGAGGGCGAGCUCGCCGUCCAGGGCCUCCUGCGCGUCCCGGCCCAGCCCAACCCCACAGCCCACGGCCUCCCCGUCCACUACGUCGGGCGCGUGCAGGCCGCACCCCUUGUGGCUGUCGGCGCCCUCGACACAGACGCCCGGCCGUGGACCAGCAUCUGGGCCGGCGAGCCGGGCUUUGUCCGCGCCAUCGUUCCGGAUGUGGUGGGCAUGCGGUCGCUCGUCGAUAAGGCCAAUGAUCCCGUCGCUGGCGUCUUGUUCGGCGACCUCGCGGACGGUGAAGUGUACAGCGACCCGAAUGCGGCAAGUGGUGGGCGGCCGAUGAGCGCGCUGGCUAUUGAUCUCGAAACCAGAGACCGGGUCAAGCUGGCGGGCAGGCUUGUCGCUGGCGUCAGGAGCCCAGGCGCCGGGGACGAGGUCGGCGAUGUGCAGCUGGCCAUGGCCGUGACCGAGAGCAUCGGAAACUGCCCCAAGUACCUGAACAAGAAGGGCAUUCGGCUGCACGUACCCGAGCCGGAGCUGGUGUCGGACGGGCUGCCGCUGCCGGCCCAUGCGCUGGAGAUCCUGGAGCGGGCCGACAUGUUCUUCAUGUCCACGUCGGACGGGAGAGGCGACAUGGACACGAACCACCGCGGGGGGCCGCCGGGCCUGCUGAGGGUGGCCAGCAACGACGAGGGCCACGCGGGCGUCGUCCUGGCGUAUCCCGAGUUCUCGGGCAACAGGCUUUACUCCAGCCUCGGGAACCUGCAUGUGAACGACAAGGUAGGCAUCACCAUUCCGGACUUUGGGACGGGGGAUGUAGUGUACCUCACGGGAACCGCGAGGCUGCUCGUCGGCGAGACGGCGGCCAGGCUGCUGCCGCGCACCAAGGUCGCUGUCAGGAUCGAGGUAACGGCCGCAAAGUUGGUCAAGGAUGGGCUGCCGUUUAGAGGCGAGGCGGGAGAGUUCAGUCCCUACAAUCCACCGGUGAGACGGCUCGCGACUGAGAUCGCAGCGGGACUGGGCGUGGCAGAAGGGAAAGGCAGCCAAGGGAUUGCCGUCGCAGUGCUCAAGCAAAGGGAGGUGCUGUCGCCCACCAUCACUAGGUACGGGUUUGCUCUGCAGCCUCCAACCGGGUUCCCGAAGGGUCAAGCAGUCGGGUCCUGGACGGUGGCGCAGCAUGCCACGCUUGACUUUUCGUCGGAGCUGGACGCAGGCUACAGCCACAUGCGGGACGACGAUCCGCAGAGCCUCAACGACGACUUUGUGCGCACAUUCACCGUGUCGAGCCAGCCGGCGCUGUCGUCAUCCAACAAGGGCGUGGCAAACCACGGCGAGAUGCAAAUCACCGUCAGGACCAACGGGCCCGUCACGCGGCUCCUGCGGAACUGGAACCUGAGGGCUCCCCUCGAGAUACCAGUGAUGGGCUUCGGGGGCGGGAGCCUGCGGAUCCCAUCCGCUGCCGAUGAUGCAGCACGCCCGGCUGUCUUCGUCGCCACGGGCGUCGGGAUAACGCCGCUUCUCUCCCAGGCGGGUGCGCUGCUGUCCGCUCCGCAAGAGGCGGCAAGACCCCGUCUUAGUGUCCUGUGGAGCUUGCGCAAGGAGGACCUGCCGUUCGCGGCGGACGAGUUCAAAAGGACGCCUGGGCUUGGGGCCGUAACCAGGCUAUAUGUUAGUGACCUGGAGGCAGCGGCUGAGGGUGGCUCCCAGGUAGAGACCGACCGUGAGAACGGGCCGUCGGUCAUCGUUGCCGGCAGGCUCACAAAGCAGAGUCUUCUUGAUGCUGUUGGGCACCAAGACGGAGGUCUGCAAGCUAAAUUCUAUAUAUGCGCUGGGCCUGCAGCUACAAAGACCAUUACUGAAUGGCUGGUUGAUCAAGAUAUAAUCACUGAAAGCUUUAACUAUUGA
This is a messenger RNA of Pyricularia oryzae 70-15, 1917 nucleotides long. RefSeq lists its product as uncharacterized. The transcript has a single exon. Gene Ontology annotation, molecular function: oxidoreductase activity. Lineage: Eukaryota; Fungi; Ascomycota; Sordariomycetes; Magnaporthales; Pyriculariaceae. The coding region runs from base 1 to 1917 and encodes 638 amino acids. The record is from RefSeq and is a predicted model, not a curated record.